Messenger RNA from Bursaphelenchus okinawaensis, 3172 nucleotides. The record is from the annotation of a GenBank genome assembly. Lineage: Eukaryota; Metazoa; Nematoda; Chromadorea; Rhabditida; Aphelenchoididae.
AUGCCUCGAUGGCUAAUGACGCAGCCCUCCUCCAGUUCGCCCUUAACCGGUUGUCUGAUGGAACCCUUUCUGGCGGCGAAUCAUAACAGUGCAACGUUCCCUUAUGAACAACAUCAUAACAUCAUGCAGGUGGGUGCUUUUCAAUUGUUUGUUGGUUUUUAGGUAUGAAGGCAGGAAGUUUUUUGGUUUUUAGGUAUGAAAAGGGAAGCUUUUGAUCUUUAGGUAAUGAAACAAGUUUUGUUUUAAUUUCAAAUAAUAGAACAUGAUUUUUUUUCGAUUUUUGAGUAUAAAACACUAGCUUUUGGAAUUUCUAUGUACCAAAAAACAAAAUUUUUAUAUUUUUAGGUAAUAAAAAAUAAACUGUUUCUAUUUCCAAUCGUCGAGACUUUAUAUUUUUAAGUUUGCUAUUUAAUUCUUAUUAAAACAAGAUUCUUUUAGCCCAGCUCAUCUGGUGUGUCGCAUACGAAAGUCGAUCGGAAUGUAGCUACACCUUCAUCGUCAAGCAGUUCUGGUCAAGAUCCAUGUGCUCAGGUCGUUCAGGUCUUGCUAUGCUAUCAUCAGGUAAGUUUUUUACAUUAUUUUCUUGAUUUUUAGGUAAUAAAAAUAGAAGAAAUGGCAUUAAAACGGCCGAAGAGCGCGGGAAGAUACCUAAAUUAAGGAAAAUUUGUCGAAAAACAUUAUAAAUGACUAUAGUUUUUGAGUUUUUUCAAAGAAUUGGUAAUAAAAAUUAUUAAGAAGAGUUUUUUAGAUAUUAUAGUAGACUAGUAUGUUGAAAUUUUUCUGUUUCAGGGUGGAGAAGAUCCGGAUUUUAUUAAGAAAGCCAUUGAAAGCCUGGUGAAGAAGCUGAAGGACAAGCAGAAAGAGCUGGAUGCUCUAAUAUCAGCUGUUACUUCAGGUGGGAAGCAAGCUACGUCGUGUGUUACUAUCAAUGUGAGUGUCGUAAUCGUGCACAAGAGUUUACUUUCGAUUUGUGUGCCAUAAUAUAGUACUAUAAGGUAAUCUUUUUUUGUUUUAGCGCUCCCUGGACGGACGUCUUCAAGUAGCUGGUCGAAAAGGCGUACCACAUGUUGUAUAUACGCGUAUCUGGCGUUGGCCGAAUGUCUCGAAGAAUGAGCUACAGAAGCUACAGAUGUGCACCACUCCCUCAGAUCAUCCUGACCUAAUAUGUAUAAAUCCAUUUCACUAUGACCGUGUGGUAUCUUCCUCAAUUGGUGCUAUCGAUAUGAAUUCAUUGAGGAUGGAGCACUUACGUACUGACUUUAUUGGUCGUACUGGGCAUGGCAUGGGUAUUGGAACAUCUGGUGCAAAUAUUGGAGCAAAUGGUGCUACAUGUUCUAAUGGUGCUCUUGGUACGGUUAAUCAUAACGGAAAUGCAAAUGUUGAUAAAAUGGCUGGAUCAACUAGUACUAAUGGGACCAAUAUUGGAUUCAGCCCAUGCGUACAAUCUCCAGGGGCUUCUGAAUCUGUUCUACAAGAAAAAUUGUUGACGCCUUUUAUGUAUGGUCCACAUCAACAGCCAUCGUACAUCGUAUCUCAUUUAUCGACCGGCGAUGCUGUAGCUAACAAUGCUACAGUGUCAAAUUCAAAUACCGUAUCUCAUAUGGCAACAUACAGUAAUAGUCAGUCGUUAGCAAAUGGUACUAUUUCAAGUUUAUCAGCUGAUGGUACACUAUCAAACUUGACUUCGAAUGAUACUAAUGGUGCAGGAUCUCAUUUACAUGGUGCAGAUGGUGUAAUAUCGCACAGUUUCGCACCAAAUGCUAAGGAUUGGUGCAAAAACGACUUUAAUUUGCAGGAUUUCCCUUCAGGAUCAAAGGAAAAUGGCAAUACUUAUGGUGCACGAUAUAAUACUUUGAGGCACAAUCUUAGCAGGAUACGAAUACCAAAUGCUUGUCGUAAGUUUAACAUAGUGCUAUAUAGUACGCUGUAAAUAAAUUUUAAUUAAGAGGUGAAAAAAUAUCAAUUUUCAAGUUUGUCUCGUCAGAAAUGGCAAAAACUUUGUUUACAAGCCAAAAAUUUCAAAAAAUUUAAAAUUUCUUUUUAGCGGUGUCUCACUGGUGCUCGAUCUCGUACUAUGAGCUGGAUACUCAAAUUGGCCAAACCUUUAAAGUGCCUCGAGAUCAAUCGGAAGUUACAAUCGAUGGUGGUAUGGACCCGGCUGGCGCUAGGCUUGGCCGUUUUUGCCUCGGGGCGUUAUCCAACGUGCAUCGUAGCGAAGCUUCUGAAAAGGCACGGUAAGAACAUUAGUUUAUAUAAACCUUGUGACUGAUAUUUAUGUAAGUAACUAAUUUAGUACUACUGGUACUUCUUUUAACCUAAAAUUUUAAUUCUUUUAACUUUGAUUUUAUAGGCUCCACAUUGGCCGAGGAAUCAAGCUAAAACAAACUCCAGAUGGCAAUGUAUAUCUAACUUGUUUAUCUCAAAAAGGAGCAUUUGUUAGAAGUUAUUUCCUGGACUUUGAACAUGGUUUAGUGUAUGGUAGUACUGUGCACAAAUUCAGCAUUGGUGCAGAGAAGAAGGUAUGUUAAUUUUUUGUUGAACCAAAAGUGGCACAGAUUUUGUUUUACGAUUGAAAUAUGCGUCUAGUUUUGAAUUUUAAAAAGUGGCUGUUUAGUGGAAGAUUUGUAAUGCAAAUUGCACUGAAAAUCUUCCACUGAACUUUCAUCUUUAAAAAGUGUUUAAAAUUGAUUUUUAGACUAUUUCUGAACUUUUAUAAAAAUGGAAGUUCGGUGGAAGAUCUUCAAUGCAAUUUGCACUGAAAAUCUUCCACUUAACUUUCGUUUUUUAAAUUUUGAAAAUUUAUGUUUUUUAAAGUUUUUUUGUUAUUUCUAGUCAUAUUUUAAUUAAAAAAACCAUUUUUUAGAUUUUCGACCUCCGCUGGGCCUUUUCAGAGAUGUGUGAACAACGUCAAAGUGCCCAGCUAGCUGUAGCCGCUCAAGCCUACGCUGUAGCUGGUAUAAUGCAGAACGUGAUCGCACCGUCCGUGCUGGAACGAGCUGGAACUGGUGUGGACGACUUGCGACGGGUUUGUUGUACAUUGGCCAUAAGCUUUGUGAAAGGAUGGGGAACGGGCUACAAUCGUUCCACGAUCAAAGAGACACCGUGCUGGAUCGAGGUGCAGCUUCAUCGCCCGCUACAGUUGUUGAAUGGGAUUCUGCGGAAAACGGAGUGA